This is a messenger RNA of Trichechus manatus latirostris (Florida manatee), 8583 nucleotides long. It is a transcript of the gene SKIC3, whose product is annotated as SKI3 subunit of superkiller complex. The coding region runs from base 418 to 5112 and encodes 1564 amino acids. Gene Ontology annotation, molecular function: protein binding. Gene Ontology annotation, cellular component: Ski complex. The transcript has 44 exons. The record is from RefSeq and is a predicted model, not a curated record. NCBI's taxonomy places the organism in Eukaryota, Metazoa, Chordata, Mammalia, Sirenia, Trichechidae.
AGGGGGAAAAUCUUUCAAACUGUUUUUCCAAAGAACUAAGGCAAGAGGCCACAUAAAGGAAUUCAUUUCACCACAUCAGAAGACCAGAACUACAUAUGCAAUGUAUGUGUACAGGCACUUCAUAUCAGAUGGAUAAUGGGUAAGGAGCAAUUGGAAAUUUAGUUCAGAAGGAAGAUAGAGGUGGUGAUAAUAGGUAAAAGGUUUUUCUACCAAAGGAAACUUGGCUAGAGAAAAUUUAAAGUGAAAUCAGCAUUGAAAUUUGUUGCCUACUCCAAUUAAGAUUUGUAGACUACACAAAAAUUCUGCUGAAGUUUGCACCUAUAAAUUUAUACCAAGACAAUUUUAGAAGGAUACAGAUGAUUGAAAAUUUAGCCGGAAUCAUCAUCCAUGAGGUUAUGCUAAGAGAAAAGUUUUAGAAUGUCAAGCAAAGAGGUGAAGACGGCUCUGAAAAGUGCUAGAGAUGCAAUCAGAAACAAAGAAUACAAAGAAGCUUUGAAGCAUUGUAAGGCAGUUUUAAAACAAGAGAAAAAUAACUACAACGCCUGGGUUUUUAUUGGUGUUGCUGCAGCCGAGCUAGAACAACCUGAUCAGGCCCAGGGUGCCUAUAAGAAAGCUGCUGAACUAGAGCCAGACCAAUUACUAGCAUGGCAGGGGUUAGCAAGCUUAUAUGAGAAAUGUAAUCACAUAAAUGCUAAGGAUGACUUACCUGGUGUCUACCAAAAGCUCCUGGAUCUCUAUGAAAGUGUUGACAAACAGAAGUGGUGUGAUGUCUGUAAGAAACUCGUGGAUCUGUAUUACCAAGAAAAGAAACAUGUAGAGGUGGCCCGAACAUGGCACAAGUUGAUAAAGACACGGCAGGAAGAGGGUGCAGACAACCAAGAGCUUCAUCAGCUAUGGAGGAAAUUGACUCAGUUGCUGGCCGAGAGUACUGAGGACCAGAAUAAUGAAACCCAGCAACUGCUUUUAACAGCUUUUGAGAAUGCAUUGGGCUUAUCAGAUAAGAUUCCUAGCGAAGAUCACCAAGUACUUUAUAGACAGUUCAUUCAGUGUUUAUUCAAGUUUCCUCACGAGACUGCUAGGUUGAAGAAGGCCUGUGAAGGAAUGAUUAACAUCUAUCCCAGUGUACAAUAUCCAUUAGAAGUGCUUUGUUUGCAUUUAAUUGAAUCAGGAAGUUUUACUGAUGAAGCACAACAGUAUUGUUGCAGAUUAGUGGAAAUGGAUUCAAGAAGUGGUCCAGGCCUCAUUGGCUUAGGCAUUAAAGCAUUACAAGACAAAAACUAUGAAGAUGCUCUUAAGAACCUAACAGAAGGGUUAAAGGAAAGCCCUCUCUGUACAACUGGAUGGUAUCAUCUGGCAGAAGCCCAACUCAAAAUGCAUAGACCUAAGGAAGCUAUUCUUUCAUGCAGUCAAGCUCUGAAGAACAUAGAUAAUCUUGGUGUAUCUGGUGGCAGUCUUCAUCAGAAGAAUCUUUGUCUUCAUUUGAAAGCAGAGGCUUUGAUUAAACUCUCAGAUUAUGAAUCUUCAGAGGAAGCGAUUCAUACUCUUGAUCAGGUUUCUGAUGCAAAUAAUAUCCCAGGACUUUUGGUUCUCAGAAGCUUGGCCUGUCUGAACAAAGGCUUGUUAGAUGAAGCUACAAAGAUUAUGGAAGACCUUCUCUCUUCUUACCCUGACCUAGCUGAAGCUCAUGCCCUGGAGGCUUUGAUUCAUUUUACCAAAAAGGACUAUCUACAAGCAGAAAAAUGUUUUCAGAAGGCUCUUGAGAAAGACAAUGAAGUUGCUGAAUAUCAUUACCAACUUGGGUUAACAUAUUGGUCCAUGGGUGAAGAAACAAGAAAAGAUAAAACAAAGGCUUUUACCCACUUUCUGAAGGCUGCAAGACUGGAUACAUACAUGGGCAAAGUUUUCUGCCAUUUAGGCCAUUAUUACAGAGAUGUAGUGGGAGAUAAAAACAGAGCCCGUGGGUGUUACAGGAAAGCUUUUGAAUUAGAUGACACUGAUGCUGAAUCCGGAGCUGCGGCAGUUGACCUAAGUGUGGAACUUGAAGAGAUGGACACUGCCUUAGCUAUCCUAACCACAGUAACUCAAAAGGCAAGUGCUGGAACUGCAAAAUGGGCCUGGCUUAGGCGAGGACUAUACUAUUUGAAAGCAGGUCAACAUUCUCAAGCAGUGGCUGAUUUACAGGCAGCAUUAAGGGCAGACCCAAAGGACUUCAAUUGUUGGGAGUCAUUAGGAGAGGCAUACUUAAGCAGAGGUGGCUAUACAACAGCUUUGAAAUCCUUCAUCAAAGCCACCGAGUUGAACCCAGAAUCCACACACAGUGUGUUUAAGGUUGCAGCGAUACAGCAAAUCCUAGGCAAAUACAAGGAGGCUGUAGCUCAAUACCAGCUGAUCAUUAAAAAGAAUGAAGAUUAUGUGCCUGCUUUGAAAGGUCUGGGUGAAUGCCAUCUUAUGAUGGCAAAAGCAGCUCUAGUUGAUUAUCUUGAUGGGAAAGCUGUAGACUACGUAGAAAAAGCACUGGAAUAUUUUACUUGGGCUCUGCAGCAUCGAGCUGAUGUGUCUUGCCUUUGGAAGCUAGUUGGGGAUGCUUGCACCAGUUUAUAUGCUGUCUCACCAUCUAAAGUGAAUGUUCAUGUUGUAGGAGUCCUUCCGGGUCAGAAAGAAGGAAAACAAGUAUUGAAGAAAAAUGAGCUCCUCCAUCUUGGAGGAAGGUGUUACGGUCGUGCAUUAAAACUGAUGUCUACAUCUAAUACAUGGUGUGACCUUGGAAUUAAUUAUUAUCGCCAAGCACAACAUUUAGCUGAAACAGGCAGCAAUAUGAAUGAUCUUAAAGAGUUGCUGGAGAAAUCUUUACAUUGUCUGAAAAAGGCAGUGAGACUGGACAGUAAUAACCACUUAUACUGGAAUGCACUUGGUGUGGUAGCUUGUUACAGUGGUGUUGGAAAUUAUGCCCUUGCUCAGCACUGUUUCAUCAAGUCAAUUCAAUCGGAACAGAUUAAUGCUGUUGCAUGGACCAACUUGGGAGUGUUAUACCUCACAAAUGAAAACAUUGAGCAAGCUCAUGAAGCUUUCAAAAUGGCUCAGUCUCUUGAUCCAUCUUAUUUGAUGUGCUGGAUUGGACAAGCUCUGAUUGCAGAGACAGUUGGAAGUUAUGACACAAUGGACCUCUUUAGGCACACUACGGAACUCAGUAUGCACACCGAAGGUGCAAUUGGUUAUGCGUAUUGGGUCUGUACAACAUUGCAAGACAAAAGCAACAGAGAAACAGAACUGUACCGCUACAACAUUCUCCAGAUGAAUGCUAUUCCAGCAGCACAAGUUGUUUUGAGUAAAUACGUAGAAAGAAUUCAGGAUUAUGCUCCAGCUUUCACAAUGUUGGGUUACUUAAAUGAACAUCUACUACUGAAAAAGGAAGCGGCAGAUGCAUACCGAAGGGCAAUUUUGUUGUUACAGACUUCGGAAGACCAGGAUACUUAUAAUGUUACAGUAAGAAAUUAUGGCAGAUUGUUAUGUUCCAUUGGCGAAUAUGAUAAAGCUAUCCAGGCUUUUAAGUCAACACCCCUGGAAGAGUUGGAGGACAUCAUAGGUCUCGCAUUAGCUUUAUUUUUGAAGGGUCUAUAUAAAGAGAGCAGCAAAACCUAUGAGAGAGCCUUGUCUAUUGUUGAAUCAGAGCAAGACAAAGCACAUAUCUUGACAGCGCUGGCAAUAACAGAGUAUAAACAAGGAAAAAUGGACACAGCCAAGACAUUGCUCUUUAAAUGUUCUAUCUUAAAGGAACCAACCGCAGAAAGCCUUCAAGCCCUGUGUGCUCUAGGAUUGGCAAUGCAGGAUGUUACACUAUCCAAAGCAGCACUUAAUGAAUUACUGAAGCACAUCAAACAGAAAGACAAUGGUUAUCAGAGGUACCUUCUUACUGCAGCUAUUUAUGCACUCCAGGGCCACAGUGUGGCAGUACAGAGACAAGCAUCCAAAGCUGUUCACAGUAACCCAGCUGACCCUGCUCUUUGGUCUCUGUUGUCCCGAGUGGUUGCUCAGUAUACUCAGCGAAAUGCAAAGGGAGGUGCUGUAGCAGGAAAUGUGGCUCAUAUACUGGACUCCAAUCAUGGAAAGAAGGCAUUACUGUACACUGCAGUAAAUCAGGUGGCCAUGGGAAGCAGUUCAGCUGAAGAUGAAAAAAAUAUUGCUGUAAAGACCAUUCAGAAGGCAGCUCUCCUUUCUCCAGGGGACCCUGCUGUCUGGGCCGUGCUAAUGGCAGCCUGUUAUGCUGAUGAUAAACUGGCCCUAGUGAACAACACUCAGCCAAAGAAGAUGGAUAUAUACUUGGCUCUGUUAUCUGCUAUUUCUGCUUCAAUUAAAGACAAAGAAUUCCCUGAAAAUUACAACCAAUCUCUUGAAAAGUGGUCUCUCUCACAAACUGUCACUGGUCUAAUAGAAACUGGAAGAAUAUCUGAAGCUGAAGCCCUCUGCACAAAGAAUUUAAAAAAUCACCCUGAUCAGCCAGCUGUUAUCUUACUUUUGAGACAAGUUCAGUGUAAACCACUCCUGGAGUCACAAAAAUCUCUCCCAGAUGCUGUUCUUGAAGAGCUGCAAAAAACAGUCAUGUCCAACUCUACCUCUGUUCCUGCUUGGCAGUGGCUGGCACACGUGUAUCAGUCUCAAGGAAUGAUGGGUGCUGCAGAGAUGUGUUACAGAAAGAGCCUACAAGUGGCUUCCCAGCAGGGCAGUUGGAGUGGGAAGCUCUCAAGUCUAUUGAGACUAGCACUGCUUGCAUUAGAAAUCUUCAUGGCUAAUAUUUCCAAUGAUCACUGGCAAUCCUUGGUUCAAGAAGCUACAACUGAGGCCUUGAAGCUUUGCUUUUGUCCACUGGCUAUUCUCGUACAAGCUUUGUUACAAUUCAACCGCAAAAUGGGGGCAAGGGAGACACGGCGACUUUUGGAGAGAGUAGUAUAUCAACCCGGGUAUCCCAAAUCUGUUGUGUCAACUGCUCGUUGGUACCUAUUGAGACACUUAUAUGCCAAAGAUGACUAUGAGCUAAUUGAUGUGCUAGUAAACAAUGCCAAAACUCAUGGAGAUACAAGAGCACUGGAACUGAAUGAGAAACUGUCCUCACAGUAACAAUGGAUUAUUUUGUAGUAAGCAAGCAAAGAAAAGGCUAUAAGAAUGACACAAUGAAUCAAGACUUUCCUUCAAAGCAGUGUUUUCUUUAGACUAUAGUUAUAAUCAACUACUCUUUUCCUUUUUAAAUCUAAGGAAGCGGAAAUCUUAAACUAAGGAUAUAAUUUUCUGUUAACUUUUAAUCUAACUUUAAUCUGUAAAACAUCUUUGAUUUUGGAAAGUCCGUAAUGAAAGGAAAACCAUGAUUCCCUUAGUUCCUCAGCAGUUAUUUGUAAACCAUUGUUUUCUGCAUUAUCCAUGGUGCACAAUAGGAUGUCUUUUUUUGUAAUCCCUUAAAAUAAAGCCUUAAUAGCAUUUUCUAAAAUGCAAGAGCAGAUUGGCACAAUGUAGAAUUUUCAUUUGUUAAAAAGUAAUUUAAAAAAUUAAAUUCCUUCUAUGAAUACUACAUUUCAGCAGACUAACUCAUCAUAAUAUCUAAAUAAUCUUGUAACCUGUUUUGCUAGUGGUUCAUUUUAGAUGCUAUUGAAGAAGCAUAAUAUAAAUGUUGGUGAGGUUUAGACUGCUAAUGGAUUUGUUUCUAUAAUUCAGAAUACUCAGGUGUGUGAGUACAUUAAAAAACAUUAAAUGGAAUGUUUUGGACAGUAAUGCUGACAAUAUUUAACCGAUCAUGCAAUUAUUUCAAUUAUGAAAAGACUGAAAUGUCUUAAAUAAAAAAAAAUACAGCGUCUUGUUUUCUUUAUAGUAGCAAUAUCAGAUGUAAUCUCUAAAUUUCAGAUUUUAAAAUCUGAAAGCACAGUUAUCUAUUUUAUUUCAUUUUUUUCCAAGAACCCUUUACUUUUUAGAUUUGAAGAAGCGGUCAUUUACUUUGGAUUUUACUUUGGUUUUUAGAAAUGUUUUCAAAUGUUUACAUUUAUUAUUUAUUGUGUGAAAAAGGAUGUGGUUGUAUAUUUUAUGUGUGUAUUUUUUCUAAACCACCACCUUCACAAUGUUAAUUACUUUGUGAGAUAGUAUAAAUGGAAAAUACUCUGUAAUUAAGAUGUACUUCAAAGGUUAAUCUAUUGAACUGAACUGUAAAUUGGUAAAUCUCAAAUUUGGCUGAACAUUAUAAUCAUCUGAGAUGAUUUAAAAGAAUUCAGACCAAUGCAAUCAGAAUCUUUAAGGAUGGGGCCUAGGACUCUACAUUUUAAAGGAAUGCCUAAGGGAUUCUACUGUCCAUUCAGGUUUGUGAACCACUGGACUAACCCAAUGAAUGAUGUAUCUUCCCUUAUUUGUUUAGCAAGAUCAAGCACAUGCCGUUCUCUGCCUAUUUCUUACUUAUGCUGACACUGUCACACUGAUUCAGUGCUUUUAACAGCCUUGCCCACAGACUUAGCCAGAGAGGCACUGCAAAAGGCUGUCCAUGCAGCCAUGGUGCCUCUACCUCUCAUUUCCUUAGUAAAACGCUUCAGCCUUUGCUUCCGGAAUGUUUUGGCUCCAUCAGAACAUUUAGGAUUCAGUUCUUGUCCUCCAUCUGCUUUCUGGCGUGUCUCUUGCUUCCCAAGGUUACUUCCACCUAGAUUGUGGACUUAGUUAGCCUUUGCUCCAGGCAAGGCUAACCAAAUCAAGGGGUAAACUUUUGACUCCUUUGCCCAAUUCUGGCUUCCACAGACCUCAGAUCUAGAUAUUCUAGAAAGGAAGAUUGGAAAACCGUCUCAGGUAAUUCUUUUUUGCAUGGAGGUACUCACAUCCUCUUAACUUUUGUUUGCUGCCUUUUCUUCAAACUGCUGCCCAGUUACUAAUAAUUUUUAUAUAGCUUACUUUGUGCCAGACAUGGGCUAAGUGUUUUAAACAUUGUCAUUUAAUCCUACUUCAUACAGGAGAGUGGUAUUAAAUAGCCUGCUUAAAGCAAAGAAAAUUUGAGGUGAAUCAAUGUUACCAGAUUCUAGAGACUUUAAAAGUACUCACAAUUUUCCUUCAGAAUUUAUACAUCUUUAAUUAGAGAAAUUAGAUCAAAACUUAUUUCCCAAAGUACCAGUAUUUAACAUUCAUAUUAAAGUACUUAUUUUUGUUUUUAUUUGAGAAUCAGUGUAUUUUCUGCUAAAUUUUAUCUACCAUUUAGUUAUUCUUGAUUAAUUAGAUUUUCAUAGACUAGUUUGACAUCUGAUAAACAUUUCCUGGUUUUUUAUAGACUAGUUUGAUAAUCUAAAACAUGCAUUUCAGCUUAUAAAUGAACUUUUGGAACAAUCUGGUUUUUUUUUGGGACCACUUGUCAUGUCUCUUGAAGUGGCCCUGGCAUUCAUUUCUGGUCAGAAAAACCAAAAACCUUAAUUUAAAAUGCUGCACUCUUUUUUUCACUUUACAAAAUGAUUUGUUAGCAAACUUCCUUUAAUUUGGGAAUCUUCAAAGAACAGGAUUGGACAGAAAUGCUCUGGUUGUACAUUAAAGGAAUUAAAAGAUGUACUUAAAAAAGUAUGGAAUAUUAGGUAAAUAUUUACAUGUAUGUAAUAUAAAUAUAAAAGGAUACAUGUUUGGUUUCUCCAUAGAAACUUUGAAUCUACUUUGGGAAAAUUAUAUAGGAACACAAAAAUAAAGCAUAUUUUGAUGUACGAGUUAUGUGACUUGUAGACCCAUUUCAAUUUUUGCACAUUAAAAAAAUAUGAAAACUUUGUUUUGUUAAAGUUGAUCCUUGUCUUUCUACAAGUCUUCCUUUAUCGAACUUUUUAGGAAACUUCUCAGGUGCCCGUGCUGCUCAUUAUAAGGCAUAACAAUCAGCUGCUGCUUGUAAAUUGACCCCAGUUUUCAGGAAGGGUUUUGUGCUUUGAUUUUUACUUUAAGAAAAUGCAUUUGUGUAUCAUAUACAGGUAUAAUUAUUGUGGUUCCAAAUUUUUCCACAUUUUUCUAUUAAGACUUUUCAUAUAGAUGAAGUAAAAAAUCAGAAAAUUCCCUUAUUUAGAAUAUGUGCCUUAUUUUGGUUUAGAAAAUACAGUCACUUAAAAUAUACUUAAAGACCACUCAUGGUGUCUAGCUGUCCCUGUGCUAUAUAAUAAUGUUUUUCCUUUCUUUGGCUGGUUGAAUAGGAAUUUUAAAAUAGCAGUAUUUUAAAUUCUAAUCUACCUAAAUAAAUACCCUACACAAUUAUAAUUUUUCAGUAAAUAUUAAAUUAUCUUUAGACCUCAGUAUGUCUUGAAGUAGGAAACUUGGAGUUAGUUACAUCUUUAAUAAAUAGCUGUUAAGAAACAUUUGAAAUAUUUGAACUUAAAAAUACCUGUUUGUUUGAGUUUGGGGAAAUGGUGCCAAGAGAGGGAUAAUUAAAUUGAAGGACCCACUGAAAGAAGGGCUUGGUUCUACCAUACAUCACUGGAUUGUUGCAUGUCAUGAUCUUUACUGAGUUUGGAUCAGUGUAAAAGUUCAUUCUGGCAUCAUUCUUCACCACAUGCUUUCCCUGUGUAUAAUACCUAUUACAAAAACAUACUUGAAUUAAUAUUUCUGUAA